CGACGGCGUAACGACCGAUGUGGCUCUUCCAGUUGGUCGUUCGAGUUUAACUGACGCUAAUCGGUGGCCGACGUUGCCAGUGAUUGCGCAACGGCGGAGACGGCGACGGCGUAAUUAACGGAGUUUGAUUUUGUAUGUAUAAAACAAAAUUCAGGCGAAACAAAACUCAGAGUAUUAUUUGGUAAAGCAAUUGACCAGUUGUUCGCAGUUGAUCCAGGAACUUCAGAAGAAUGUCACGGUUUAGAUCAUUGUGGCAAGCUUCGGUGAAUGCAACAAAGAGGGCUCUAACCUGGGAACUCGAAGAAUGGGUACCGCCUGUGGAGAAGUGUAUAUUCAAGUUCAAUUCAAAAGAAGACCUGAAGACAUGGCACCUGUAUUCUGAUUCUCAAUAUGGAGGAUUAUCUUCAGCUUCGUUGGAAAUUAAAGAUGGAGGAAAUGGAUCAGAUUGCACUGGUGUUUUCUCUGGGAACCUCUCUACAGAGAUGAGCGAAGGCUCGAAAUGGAAUCGGAGUGGUUUCUGUGGCAUGAGAUCAAAGAAGUUUGAUGGCUUUAUUGAUCUCGACGGGUAUGAUUCCAUAGCCCUGAGGCUCAAAGGAGAUGGAAGAUGCUAUAUCUCUACUAUAUAUACGGAGAACUGGGUGAACUCGCCAGGACAAGCAGAAGAUAACUCAUGGCAAGCUUUUGUUUUUGCUCCAAAAGGAAACUGGUAUACAGUUAAGGUUCCUCUUGCUCGGUACUUACCAACAUGGAAAGGAAAUGUGAUAGAUGCAGAGAUGGAGAUGAAUCCAGGUCGUGUUGUGGGUAUGUCUCUAUAUGUUAAUUCGCAAGGAGGUGGUUUUAUUGGAGCUAAAUUAGGCGCAGGCGAUUUCCGAGUCGAAAUUGACUGGAUCAAAGCAUUGAGAAUGCCAUGAAUGAUGAAGAAAAUGAAAAAAACAAAACUUUCGCAUUUGAGAACCAUGAAGAAAUUGAUGUUCUCUGGUUUACUUGUAAACCGGGAUUCGGUUUAAUCGGAUCUAAAGCUGAAUUGACAACAACGUUCGUGAAUUGACUUCCUGCAAAGCAAAGAGAAAAAGUAAAGAAAUAAAUUA
Messenger RNA from Eutrema salsugineum, 1088 nucleotides. RefSeq names its product probable complex I intermediate-associated protein 30. The record is from RefSeq and is a predicted model, not a curated record. Bases 231 to 911 code for a protein of 226 amino acids. Gene Ontology annotation, cellular component: mitochondrion. Gene Ontology annotation, biological process: mitochondrial respiratory chain complex I assembly; mitochondrial electron transport, NADH to ubiquinone. Lineage: Eukaryota; Viridiplantae; Streptophyta; Magnoliopsida; Brassicales; Brassicaceae. The transcript is spliced from 8 exons.